Molecule: messenger RNA, 1402 nt
Organism: Mycotypha africana
Lineage: Eukaryota; Fungi; Mucoromycota; Mucoromycetes; Mucorales; Mycotyphaceae
Exons: 2
Coding region: 200-1216 (338 amino acids)
Molecular function (GO): oxidoreductase activity
Source: RefSeq, a predicted model, not a curated record
UAAAGUUUAGUAUCCAGGUGAAAUAAUCUUCCAUUUCAUUUGACAACUCCACUUUAACCCUGUAUUACAUUUUUAAAGCUGCUUCUUAUUGCUCAUUAUGCUGUCAUAGUUGGGCUUUUCAACAAGUUUUGCUUUUAUUUUAUUGACACAGUUUUUGAUAUACUUUUUUCAAUUUUAAUCUGCAACAUUUACAUUCAGGAUGAACAGCAUUUCGAAAGGACUUUGUAGGCGAUUGGCUUUCAAGAGAUCUUUCUCUUCUGAGGUUGAAUUGUCCGCAACGCCCAGGGUAAGGAAUACAAGGAAAGUGAAUAGUUUCGUAGUUGGCGCCUUCGCAGCGACUGUUGCUGUUGGAUGUCUUUACUAUAAUUCUCAAACCAGCGGGCGUGCUGUGGGUAACGAUAAGCUUGAUGAUAAACGAUAUGUGCCGCUCAAGUUGAUCAAAAAAGAGCAAAUCUCGCCCGAUAGCUAUUUAUUGAGAAUCAACAUACAAAAAGAAGAUGAUAAGCCGUACCCUAUACCUUCUGCUGUAUUUAUAAAAGACGAUUCCAUCCAGAUUAUGCGACCUUAUACGCCCAUCAAUCCGAAUCCAUACAAAGAUGGCUAUUUGGACUUGGUAGUUAAGAAAUAUGAUGAUGGAUCUGUUUCGCGUACUUUGACAGCCUUAAAACCAGAUGACAACCAGCCUAUAUUUGUAAGAGGUCCUAUGAAAGAGGAAGAAUAUGAUUAUAAACCCCACAGUCUGGAUCAGAUUGGAAUGAUUGCGGGCGGUACUGGCAUUUCCCCUAUGUAUCAACUCAUUUGCCAUAUUUUACAGAACCCAAAUGAUAAACAAACUAAAAUAUGGCUAAUCUAUGGCAAUAAGUCUGAGAAGGACAUUUUGCUGCAGAACGAAUUGGAUGAACUGGCCAAGACUUACAGUGAUCGCUUCAAAGUGAAAUACAUCUUGGAUCAGCCUCCACCUUCAUCUGAUGAAACUACUGCUUAUGAAAAGGGAUACGUGACGAAGGAAAUGAUACAAAAAAUGCUAAAAGUUUAUGGCAACGAAGACAAUAAUAAUGCUGCCAGCAGCAACAGAUUAAAGAUCUUUGUUUGCGGGCCUAAUGCUAUGCUAGCCAAAGUUUGCGGUGAACGAGCACAAGAUAAUAGCCAAGGGCAAGUGCGUGGUAUUUUGGCAGAAUUAGGUCUUUCUAAAAAUGAAGUUUUCAAAUUUCAAUGAGAUAAUAAAGCAAUUGAUUAUUUGAUAUAUUUUCUAAUGCUAUGUAUGAUGGAACCUGAGUAUUCAAACGAACAUGCAAGGAUCAAUGCUAGCCAUAGAAAUGCUUACCGUCCAAAUAAGUAUCAAAAGAAUAUUCUUUGGUAACUAUGGGUUUAUCCAUGCUAAAUUGAUAGCCUAGUAAAACUU